AUGAAGAUUGAUUACGAGCAAUUGCGCAAACUCUACGAUGAGACGUGCCGCACAAAGAAUGUGCAGUACAGUUACGGUACGGCCGGGUUCAGGACGCUGGCCAAGGACUUGGACACGGUGAUGUUCACCACUGGUAUACUGGCCGUGCUCAGGUCGCUGAAACUCCAGGGCCAGUACGUCGGGGUCAUGAUCACGGCGUCGCACAACCCGUACCAGGACAAUGGGGUCAAGAUCGUGGAACCGGAUGGAUCGAUGCUGUUGGCCAGCUGGGAGCCGUAUGCCAUGCAGCUGGCCAACGCUGCCUCGUUUGCAACCCAUUUCGAAGAGUUCUAUGCUGAGCUGGUCAAGUUGAUCGAGCUCGAAAAGAUUGAUUUGGGCGCUAGCAACGUUGCGCCGCACAUUGUGGUCGGAAGAGACUCCAGGGAAAGCAGUCCCUAUUUGCUACGUUGUUUGACCUCCACCAUGGCCAGCGUCUUCCACGCGCGAGUCUUGGACCUGGGUUGUGUCACUACGCCCCAAUUGCAUUACAUCACCGAUUUGUCCAACAGGCGCGAGCGAGAAGGCGACUCUGCACUCGCAGCGGCCACAGAGCAAGACUACUAUUCGUUCUUUAUCGGCGCCUUUAACGAACUCUUCACCACGUAUGACAUGGAGAAGAGGCUUUCUGUGCCCAAGUUGUUCAUCGAUACAGCGAACGGCAUUGGCGGUCCGCAAUUGAAAAAAUUGUUGGCCUCCAAGGAUUGGGUCGUGCCAUCGGACCAGAUCGAGAUCAUCAAUGACAAGUCGGAUGUUCCGAAAUUACUGAAUUCCGAGUGUGGCGCCGAUUAUGUAAAGACCAACCAGAGGCUGCCCAAGGGUCUCUCUCCAUCUUCGUUUGAGUCGCUAUAUUGCUCCUUCGACGGUGAUGCGGACAGGGUCGUAUUCUACUAUGUUGACUCUGAAUUGAAGUUCCAUCUGUUAGACGGUGACAAAAUUUCCACUUUGUUUGCGAAAUUCCUGUCUAAGCAACUGGAAAUGGCUAACUUGGAGCGUUCUUUGAAGAUCGGUGUGGUGCAAACUGCCUAUGCGAACGGUAGUUCCACCGCUUAUAUCAAGGAUACGUUGCAUUGUCCCGUGUCGUGCACCAAGACGGGUGUCAAGCAUUUGCACCACGAAGCUGCCACCCAGUACGAUAUCGGUAUUUAUUUUGAGGCAAAUGGUCAUGGUACAAUCAUCUUCAGCGAAAAAUUCCAUCAGACCAUCGAAUCGGAACUAUCCAAACCAAAUGGUCAUACGUUAGCUUUGAAAACUUUGAGCUGUUUUGCUAAAUUAAUCAAUCAGACCGUGGGAGAUGCGAUGUCCGAUAUGUUGGCGGUUCUUGCCACUCUGGCGAUUUUGAAAAUGGCCCCAAUGAAUUGGGAUGAAGAGUAUAAGGAUUUGCCCAACAAGUUGGUCAAAUGUAUCGUUCCCGACAGAUCGAUUUUCCAAACCACGGAUCAGGAAAGGAAACUGCAAAAUCCGGUGGGCCUGCAAAGCAAGAUAGACUCUGUGAUAGCCAAGUAUCCAAUGGGGAGGAGUUUUGUCCGGGCCAGUGGUACUGAGGAUGCAGUCAGAGUCUAUGCGGAAUGUCAGGACAUGUCUAAAUUAGACCAGUUCUGCAACGAAAUCGUGGGGUACGUCAAAGCAUCUGUCUGA
Molecule: messenger RNA, 1674 nt
Organism: Saccharomyces kudriavzevii IFO 1802
Lineage: Eukaryota; Fungi; Ascomycota; Saccharomycetes; Saccharomycetales; Saccharomycetaceae
Gene: PCM1
Product: phosphoacetylglucosamine mutase PCM1
Exons: 1
Coding region: 1-1674 (557 amino acids)
Biological process (GO): carbohydrate metabolic process; UDP-N-acetylglucosamine biosynthetic process
Molecular function (GO): magnesium ion binding; phosphoacetylglucosamine mutase activity
Source: RefSeq, a predicted model, not a curated record